Molecule: messenger RNA, 1534 nt
Organism: Anopheles stephensi (Asian malaria mosquito)
Lineage: Eukaryota; Metazoa; Arthropoda; Insecta; Diptera; Culicidae
Exons: 1
Coding region: 96-1319 (407 amino acids)
Source: RefSeq, a predicted model, not a curated record
GUCCGAACCCGGAGCUCAUCCAAGCAGCUCAUCCACAGUGAUUCAGUGUUUGUUCGAUAAAUUUCGUGUAACAAAUUCCACCCGGUAGGGGCAAAAUGCAUCGACGGCCCUGCGGAGCUUUGCAACGCGUCGUGUUGCUGUUGCCGGUGGUAGUGAUGGUGUUACUGAGUGACAACAAUUUAUCGACCGUUUCCGGCGCAUCUAGCAACCCGCUGGCGGAUGACGAGGAAGUGGCAAACACUACCAUGGGUAUUGUUGAUAACGUGUCCACGGCUCGGGCCGCCAUCGAGCGUUUCAAACAGAGCGUCCCGACGGUAGACUAUCUGCAGCUUGCCAGUGCCGGACUACAGGAGUACGUUACGAAUGUCACUACUCGAUUCGAGGCCACAUUCAAAGACUUUACAACGCGCGAGCUAGAAUCGGUACAGCACGCACUGAUCGAGACGAUUCGGUAUCUGAACGGAUACGAUUCGGUAAACAGCAUCUCGAUGCUCCAGAAUCUCGACUACAGCAUGUACAAUCACAACCUGAUGCGCUCGAUAAACAGCGAUCUGCGGAUUGCUUCGAUCAGCCUCUCCGAGGCUCUGUUCGACCAGCGUGACGUGAGCGUGGCUGUGGAUGACAUCUUUGCCGCCACCGACAAGCUCCAGGAAAACGUACUCCGGCUAGCGGACGUUAUCGAAAAAGGUGAAGCAUGGACAGUGGAAACCAAUGCACGCGCACUGGCCGCUCAGCAAGGUUUUAACGAAUCGAUCGACUCGUAUCUGAACGGUUCGCUCACACAGGUGGAAGAUAUCGUCACAGCGCUAGACGAUCUUCGCACGUACGAGGAAGAUAUGUACCGACGGUGGAAAGAGAAAAUACCCACCGCUACGUUCCCCAAAUCCACCACCAGCUACUUUAUCGCGCUGAAAAAAGCGCUCGAAAACACCAUCCAGAAGAUACGGAUCAACUUCGAGAACCUGAAGCUGUACAAGCACCGUGACAUUGAACAGUGGAAAUCGCGCGGCUCGAUCACGGCCCCGAUCGGCUACAUGACGCAGGUUGCGGUGCAGGUUGCGUCCGACCCGAUGCUCUCGAACGACUGCACCGAAUCGUACAUCGAGAAGAUACUGGCCUUCCCGAACUUUACCCUGGCCCACGUGACCGGGUGCCUGGCGGAGCAGACGGCGAACGAGGAGAAAACGUUCGCGAUCAUCUCGCAGGUGCUCGAUACGUACGUGGUGGGUGCGAUCAAUGCGUCGUACGGUGCGUUUGACAUCUGUUUCCGCUAUGCACCGCGCAAGCUUAACUACUGUUUGGAGUUGGUAAGGCAAUGACUCACUUCGGGGGAGAAGAAUUCUUUAAGAGUUUUAUGUUUCUUUUUGUAGAAUGGAUAUGAAAACAAUUGGGCGAAUGGAAGAAUUUAUAAUGCGGCGAAGCAGGUUGAGUCGUUCGUGGACAGUGAGAUCCAGCACAACUUCAACUCGUGUGUGGCUCAGAAUGGGUACUUCCUGAACUACCACAACAUCCAGGAGAUGUGCAUCUACAGCAA